This is a messenger RNA of Xiphias gladius (swordfish), 3657 nucleotides long. RefSeq names its product ADP-ribosylation factor-like 6 (gene arl6). Gene Ontology annotation, biological process: cilium assembly; intracellular protein transport; vesicle-mediated transport. Gene Ontology annotation, molecular function: GTP binding; GTPase activity. The coding region runs from base 206 to 763 and encodes 185 amino acids. The record is from RefSeq and is a predicted model, not a curated record. Gene Ontology annotation, cellular component: axoneme; cytoplasm. NCBI's taxonomy places the organism in Eukaryota, Metazoa, Chordata, Actinopteri, Istiophoriformes, Xiphiidae. The transcript is spliced from 8 exons.
UUUUUUUUUUUUUCCCCUGUGGGCUAGAGCGCGUGAGAGUGGAGGAGAAAUGGAUGAAUGAAUGAAUGAAAGAAAUAAACAAACACUGGUUUGAUCCUGAUUAAUUAAUGCACUAGCUAAAGGGAACGUCAAGUGCAUCGUGGAAGCAAGAUCCCAAAGGGCAAAUUACAGAUCAGACAUACAGCUGAUGGUUGCUGGCUAGCCAAUGGGGCUUUUUGACAAGUUGGUAGGAUGGCUGGGGUUGAAGAAGGAGGUGAAUGUGCUGUGUCUCGGCCUGGACAACAGUGGAAAAACCACCAUCAUCAACCAACUCAAGCCGUCCAAUGCCCAGACACAAGACAUCGUCCCAACCAUUGGCUUCAGCAUAGAGAAGUUCAAGACAUCCAGUCUUUCCUUCACAGUGUUUGACAUGUCUGGUCAAGGCAGAUACAGAAACCUCUGGGAGCAUUACUACAAGGAAGGUCAGGCUAUCAUAUUUGUCAUUGAUAGUGCAGACAAACUGAGGAUGGUUGUGGCCAAAGAAGAACUGGACACAUUACUAAAUCAUCCCGAUAUUAAACACAAGAGGAUCCCCAUUCUGUUCUUUGCUAACAAGAUGGAUGUCAGGGAUGCUCUGUCAUCAGUCAAGGUCUCACAGCUGCUCUGUUUGGAGAACAUCAAAGACAAAUCCUGGCACAUCUGUGCCACAGAUGCUCUGAAAGGAGAAGGUUUACAGGAGGGAGUCGACUGGUUACAAGAUCAAAUCAAAACAAUGAGAACAUGAGGGCCUGAGUAGGGACAAACCGGAGGAAACAGCAUCCGUGGAAAUCUGUAAUGAAAGAUGUGUUGACCGUGUGGUCAGAGGUACAAUGGGAUACUAAUGUUUUUUGAUAAGGUAUUUAGAUGGUUCUUGGAUACGUGUGGUUCAAUAGAAAAAUGAGUACAUAAUUUGAUUCUCUGGUACCAGUAAAAACAGUAAAAAUGCAUCCACCAACAGUGCUAAUUCAGUGAGAAACGUAGGGCAAAUUCCUAUUUUCCAUACAGUCUUUUUGAGUUUGAAAUGAUCAAUACAGGUGUUCAAAGGAACAAAAUUAAUUGGGAAAAAGAGUACUUUCACUUACUGUACAUUAUCCCUCCCAUUUUUCAAUAUCUUUGUGUACCAGGGAUCAUGAUCAACUAUAGCUGCUCUUAAACAGGUCAUUGUGUCUGGUGCUGUCUUUCCUUUAAGGAGCAUGAACACCUGAGAUGUCUUGUAGAAAAGACACAUUGUCGGUUGCUGUGUUAUAAUGCAUGUUUUAGCCUUUACACUAAACCCCUCGUCUGACAAAUGGCAUGUGCCAGCGUCCCUGAAGGACAACAAGUGUUACAGCUGGUUGAUUCAGAAUGGCACUACAUAAUACCAAUAAUGUAAACUGAACGUCCUAUCCCCCUUUUCCACUGGCUCACAAUUACCUAUAUUUGCUAUGGUUUAGCCUAGGUGUGAUAUGAUCAUAUUCAUUUCCACUGCACCUUUACAGAAGGGAAUAAAUGCUCUGAUCUACAGUUUUAUGGCCACUGCUUGACAGGCGGUGACAGUCUUUACGUGUCUCAAGCCUCCGUGCAUCAGACAUUAUUCUAAAAAACUUUUGGCAGUAAUGGGAAGUACAUACGAUCUGUAUGUAAUGGGCUAAAACAUUGAAAAAGGCCUCUAAGAAAUUGUUUCCACCUCUAAAAUAUGCCAAAUACUCUUUUUUUCCCCCCCUUUUUUUCCUCAUCUCAGGGCUCUGUAGAUACACUACACAGUUAAGUUAAGUAUCAUUUACAUCUUCAGCAGAGGCAAAAAUCUCUGGUAUUUGUUUGACUGCUACCAAAAAUUUUCAUACAUUCCAGUUCACAUCGCCUUUCUCAAACUUGUAUACAGGGCCAUCUCACUGUCACAUUAAAAAACAACAGUUACUAUGUCUUUACUGCAGCUUAUCCUUCAUGCAGCUCUGCUCAUAUUUGGUUAACAUUGCUCUUUUUUUUUAGUAGCUUUGAAAAUAUAUUUAGCAUAUUUAAGAUUAUAACUGUAACCAAAUGCAUGUUUUCUAGGACCCAGUAGAUUCUGUUGUACAUAUUGUUACUUGUGGCUAAGUGAAUAUAAUUUAAAGUUAACUUAACUGUAACAAGUGAUAAAAUGAUUGUCAUAAAUUAAUAUCGAGUUAGCUUGCGUGUAAAGUUUGUUUAAAACUCUUUACGAAGCUAAUUUUUCAGGUAGUGUUUCAUCUUUGCCUUAUUUCAUUGCUCAAAGGAAAAACUGUAUUCAAACAAAACACUUUUUAGAAUUUACUCAUGGUACAUUCAAUUAUUCAAAGGCAGACAAAAAAAAAGAAAACAUCCACUCAGUCUCCACAAAGUUUAGAUUGCUAGCCUUUGCUACUCUUCUUUACUCUCUGACUGAAAGUCUGCGCUAAGAUUGUAGAGAUCACACUUGUGUGGUUGUUUCUUUUUUUGUCUGAUGGUGUUUGCCAAGCUCCAUCACCUCAACCAAGCUUUAUGGCAAAUAAGAGGUGUUUCAGUGUUUUUGAGUAGUUUCAAGGCAAACGGAAUAGACUGACAAAAAAUUUGUGAUAAAAUCAUUAAAAUAAUAGUUGUUUAUUUUAUAUAUUCUAUGGUAUCUUGUUCAAAAAUGUCUCAUCUGUAAACCCUAUUUUUAAUACUACAGAUGUCACAAAUUGCAGAAAGCACAACUCGUAACACUCCAAAAAUGUAUGUUUCCCUCUCUAACACUUGACAGUGAGCUGAACAUACUUUAGACAGAAAAUAUCAGGGUAAGGUUACUGAUCGGAGUUCAAAGAGUCCAGUUCACUUUCAGGACUGUAUGAUACAGCUAUAUACAGGAGAUCUAGCAUCUUUGAUUGAAAGUCAUGUCUUAAUUUGAAAAAGAUUUUGUUCAUGGUUUCAAAUCUUAACUGUAGAAUGUAUUACAAGAGUGCGUGGGGUGUAGAGGACAACACGAUUCCUACCAGUUUUGUGAAUUUAGUUCUGUAGGUAGGGAAUGACUGAAAUGUCAGGUCAUGUUUAUGGUUAGUCAGGCCAUUUCAACAGAUUUACCCGCCAGAGAAAAUUUCACAGAUACAUUUCACGUAGAGAGUUAAAAACAAAACCUUCACAUCAUCAGGUUCUUGAUUAUUUUAGCUUAAACAAAAGAUGAAAAUUCUGCUUUUGUUCCUGUCAGGCGGUUUUAAGAGUUUUGUUCACCCUGAAAGUUAUAGACCAGGCAGUGUUUCCACUGCAAGGAGACAUUUACAGUGAAAACUGGUCCUUGUUACUUUUAGCACACUCAUACCAGACACUGUCUUUUAUUACUACCACUGGGGGACACCCAAGUCCAAAAUAUUCAAAUCCUACUCAUAGUGGCUGGAAGGACACCACAGUGGGUUUGUACUAUAUUGUCCAUUUCUAACUGGAGGACAUCUCAGAGUGGUGAUUUACUGUGAGAUGAUUGGUCAACUUUCCAGACAGCUCAAUUCAUAUUUUCGAAAACAAGGGAAGGGUCCUUGUGAGAUCACGUGUCAUAUCCUCCGGACAUCUAUUUCGAAGCAACGACCCUCUGAGCACAAGUUCACUUUAGCUUCAUAGAAGUCAUAGAGUCUUCUCUCAAACUGUACCAUCAGAUGAGUUAUAUGUAUGUUGUUUAUUACACUGUAUGUGUUAAUU